CACCUACACACACGCACAAAUUGUCGAUUUGAUUCCAAAUGGGCUCUGACCAAAUUGAAGCGAAUUCAACUUUAACAAUUGAAGAAAAAAGAUAUAUAUUUUCACUAUAGAAUCAAAACAGGAAUAGGAGGAUACGGACAAGCACACCCCCUACAAACUGCAAGAUUUUCUUGAAAAGCGCUGCGGAAGUGUGCUAGCAGCACAACACACACACAGAGAGAAAGAUGGCUGAUGAUAUUCCAUGUUGCGAGAGCAAGUUUUUUCUGUUUGUGCUGAUAAUCAUAGGGCUGGUGGCCUUUGCUGGCCUCAUGGCUGGUCUGACUCUUGGCCUCAUGUCUCUUGGCCUUGUAGACCUUGAAGUUCUCAGCAAAUCUGGCCGCCCCCAAGAUCGCAUACAUGCCUCUAAAAUACUUCCGGUGGUGAAAAAUCAACAUCUUUUGCUUUGCACACUCUUGAUUGGCAACUCUCUGGCGAUGGAGUCACUUCCCAUAUUCUUGGACAAGCUUGUGCCUCCAUGGGCAGCAAUUCUGGUUUCGGUCACACUCAUCCUCAUGUUUGGUGAGAUAUUGCCUCAAGCAAUCUGUACUCGCUAUGGAUUAACUGUUGGAGCAACUACGGCACCAUUUGUUCGCCUUCUUCUUUGGCUGUUCUUCCCGGUCGCUUAUCCAAUUAGCAAGUUUCUGGAUUGGAUGCUCGGUAAGGGGCAUGCUGCACUAUUACGUAGAGCUGAGCUGAAAACUUUUGUUGAUUUCCAUGGCAAUGAGGCUGGGAAAGGUGGGGAUCUGACGCAUGAUGAAACGACAAUAAUUGCUGGUGCACUGGAAUUGACUGAGAAGACUGCAAAAGAUGCCAUGACUCCUAUAGCGAAGGCAUUUUCUCUUGAUCUGGACGGAACUCUUAAUUUGGAGACAUUGAAUGCUAUAAUGACAAUGGGCCAUAGUAGAGUUCCUGUUUACUAUAAAAAUCCAAACAAUAUCAUUGGACUCAUAUUGGUUAAAAAUCUUCUGGCAGUUGAUCCUGAUGAUUCAGUUCCUCUAAGAAAAAUGUUAAUAAGGAAAAUUCCUCGGGUCUCAGAAAACAUGCCCCUUUAUGAUAUUCUGAAUGAAUUCCAGAAGGGUCACAGCCACCUUGCUGUUGUCUAUAAGGAUUCAAAACAAACGAAAGAGACAUUGCAGAAAACUAAAGAAGAUAAUCAGAACUUUGCAAUAAAAUCCAUCUCAAAUGAAUCUGACUCCAUCUUCAAUAAGGCUGAUGAUCAAGUGAAGAAAAGUCCUCCAUCUACUCCUGCUUUCAAGAAGAGACACAGGGGCUGUUCGUUUUGUAUUUUGGAUUUGGAUACCUCUCCGAUUCCUGAGUUUUCACCUGAUCAAGAAGUAGUUGGUGUUAUUACCAUGGAAGAUGUCAUUGAGGAACUUCUUCAGGAGGAGAUACUGGACGAAACAGAUGAAUAUGUGAACAUACAUAACAGGAUAAAGAUUAACAUGAAUGCUUCUCAGGAUAAGGCUCCUCAGUUAAACUCCAUUCAAGCUUUACCUCCAACUUCAGCACCUCCUCUUCAAUCAGUUGCUUCCAGUACUCCACAAUAGCACCGACCGCUACAUCAACACAUAUACAUGUCGGUGUGGUUCUAAAAUGGGCUCGAUCCAAUUUAGCCGUUCACCAUCAGAUCAUAGCGUGAUUAGUGAUCUUGAUCAAGGCCCUAUUAAGUCCGUCCACCGUUUAAUGACCUGCACAUAUAGUUCCCAAAGACAAUUUGUAAAGAGUCUCAUAAGUUCCAGUAGUUCGGAUCGGUUAUUUCCUGGUAAUGUGAUAGUUAAAUCAACUCUAAAUCCAGAACUUAGUCUUAAUGACUUUAUUGCUGUAGAGGUAAACAGUGGCCUGGCUGGAUUCAAGUUUAAGCUGUUGAGCAGCCAAGAAUGUGCUGAUGUUGUUGCUUGAAGUUGCACUGUAGAGCUUUCAUCAAGAAUCUAUGUCAACCUCAUGCUGCAGUUCGGCUAAGCCAAUAUGUCAAAGUUUUCAUUUGGGUAAAUUAUAUUGAUAGUCCUUGAAGUUAGGUUUAAUUACACAAAUAUUUCAUGUGUUUCAUAACAUUACAGUACACUUCUUGAGGGGUUUUGCCUUUAAAUAAGAGCUGUACUUAUAAUUAUAAUUACAACCUGAAGUCCUUAUGGGAUGUAUUUAUAAUCUUGCAAAUGUUAGGAGGGUUUGUGUAAUUAGGUCUAACUUAAGGGGUGAGAAUGUAAUUUAUCCUAUAUGAAUAUACAUACUAUUUCGGACGAUAA
Molecule: messenger RNA, 2282 nt
Organism: Sesamum indicum (sesame)
Lineage: Eukaryota; Viridiplantae; Streptophyta; Magnoliopsida; Lamiales; Pedaliaceae
Product: methyltransferase, putative (DUF21)
Biological process (GO): intracellular manganese ion homeostasis; magnesium ion homeostasis
Cellular component (GO): cytoplasm
Source: RefSeq, a predicted model, not a curated record